AUGAAGUUCACUUCCGCUUUCGCUACUAUCUUCGCUCUAGCUCAGUUGGUCCUUGCUGACUCUGCCGAAUUCGGUAUGAUGUCCAUCCACUCUGGUUCCCCAGUCCACAUGUUGUUCUUCAAGGACGACAACGGACUAGUGCUGGGUUCCGGUGGUAGCAGUUUGAGCACCACCAUCACCGACGACGGUAAGUUGAAGCUUUCGAACGGCAAGUUCGUCGUUGUCGGCUCCGACGGUAAGUUCACCGAGGGUGCCGAGGCCGACGGGUCCAAGGGCUUCGCCAUCGUCGACUCCCGUGUCACCUACAACGGUGCCAGCUCCUUCUACGCUGCACCAGCUGACGGUUCCAACUACUCUGUCUACGCCAAGGAUGUCAGCGGUUCCACCGACAUCGUCUUCAACGCAAGAGGCACCACAGGGGCCGCCAUCACUUCGUACACCCCAUCCGGUGCCUCUGCUUCUGCUUCUGGCUCCGCUUCAAGCACAGCCGCAAAGGCCACCGCCAUCUCUCAAAUCGGUGACGGUCAAGCCCAAGCUUCCGUCCAGACCCAGACUGCUAACGGUGCCCAAAGAUUGGCCCUUGGUGGUGCCGGUGCCGGUAUUGUCGCUGCUGCAUGCGCUCUAAUUAUGUAA
Molecule: messenger RNA, 633 nt
Organism: Huiozyma naganishii CBS 8797
Lineage: Eukaryota; Fungi; Ascomycota; Saccharomycetes; Saccharomycetales; Saccharomycetaceae
Gene: CWP1
Product: Cwp1p
Exons: 1
Coding region: 1-633 (210 amino acids)
Cellular component (GO): cell wall
Molecular function (GO): structural constituent of cell wall
Source: RefSeq, a predicted model, not a curated record